CUCAACGCCCCAACCGCAAAUGGUGAUGUCCGAGCUGUGCCAGUUCCGUCCCAUUGAAAACGACACUCGCAGAAUUUUGAUCUAGAUUAUUAUUUCUUUUCUGACAAUAAGAAGCUGAAUUUUUCAGCAAAUUGAAGUGCUCUUUCUUCCAAGCAACCUAAUUCUUAGAACGUAAUCCGCUUCAAUCCAAAACCUUGCAGAAGUGAACUCCAAGCCUCCACACCAUAAAUUACCAAAGCCACUCUUAUUUCCCAAUUCACAUAUAUAAAUCCGACGAUCGAGGAGCCACUGAGCUCCAAAGCAACAUCAAAUAUGAACCCCUCUCUUCUCUUUCACCUUACGCUUUCAGUUUCCGGUUUCUUCGCAGCCACCCUCGCCGGCGCCGACAACCUCCAGGACGUGUGUCCGACAGCGCUGCCGAACCCCGGUCGGCAACCCCUCUUCAUAAAUGGCUUCCCUUGCAAGAACCCCGCCGACGUCGCCGCCUCCGACUUCAAAACCAAUAAACUGAACCUGCCCGGCGAUAUGGACCCGCGCAUCCGGUCGGCGGUGUCAAUGUCGACCGCCGCCGACUUCCCCGGGCUGAACACCCUGGGGAUCUCGGUGGCCAGAACCGACGUGGCGGCAGGCGGCAUCGUUCUGCCCCACUACCACCCCAGGGCUUCGGAGAUGAUGUUCGUGAGCAAAGGUUCGGUGCGGGUGGGGUUCGUGGACUCCGGAGGGCAGGCCUUCGGGAAAUUGGUAAGGGAAGGGGAGGUGUUCGUAUUCCCGCGGGGGUUGAUUCACUACUGCUACAAUGGUGACAACGAGGCGGUGACGGCCUUCUCUGUGCUCAACAGCCAGAACCCUGGCGUGUACGACAUCCUGGGCGGGGCCUUUGGGUUUGGGGCAGGCCUGCAGGAGGAGGAAGACAUCAAGAGGAUGAUGAUGAACCUAUCCAUGGGUUCUAACCUAAAUGAGACCGCGGCUGGGUUUUAGGCCCGCUCUGCUACUAGGGUUUAAGCGGGGGUAAAAUGGAAAAUUUAACGGGUUUGCAACUGUCACAAUGUCAGCACGAUGCCAUGCACUAUGGAUGCAACUUUUGACUUUUUUUAUUAUAUGAACAGAUGAAAUUUCUAUAUUUGAAUUUGAAUUUAUAUAAUGUAUUUGUAUUUAAAUUUGAAUUUGUAUAAUAUAUUUGUAUUUGAAUUUGAAUUUGUAUAAUAUAUUUGUAUUUUUAUUUAAAUUUG
Molecule: messenger RNA, 1229 nt
Organism: Malania oleifera
Lineage: Eukaryota; Viridiplantae; Streptophyta; Magnoliopsida; Santalales; Ximeniaceae
Product: germin-like protein subfamily 3 member 4
Exons: 2
Coding region: 313-978 (221 amino acids)
Cellular component (GO): cell wall
Molecular function (GO): manganese ion binding
Source: RefSeq, a predicted model, not a curated record